This is a messenger RNA of Punica granatum (pomegranate), 2242 nucleotides long. NCBI's taxonomy places the organism in Eukaryota, Viridiplantae, Streptophyta, Magnoliopsida, Myrtales, Lythraceae. The record is from RefSeq and is a predicted model, not a curated record.
CGGCACAGUGCUCGUUUACCCUCCAAAACGAAAGUACUUGGCGCUCACUCUCUUUCUCCACAGGAGGGAAGGGGAGGAGGACUGCCUCCGCUGGCCUCGACGCCUAAUCAAUGGCGGGCUCCGACUCCGACGACGAAAGCUAUAGGUUGUUCAUCCAAGAGAUGGGGCAUUACCGGGAGUACUUCGAGGACGAGGAGCUCUACGAUGCUGCCGAGCGUUUCCUCGAAGAGCAGGAAGGAUCUGAACGCGAAUCAGAAGCUACCGAAGACGAGGAAGAAGACGAAGACGGCGAUGCGGAUUACAUCCCAGUGGAGGACUCGCCCCCGCGGCACGAUAUUAGAAACGCUGCCUCGACUUCUGCUCUGCCGAGAUCCGGUGAAGAAGAGAGGGAUAGUAAGCGGAGGAGACAGGGAGAAGGAGAAGCAGAGGCUUGCUCUUCUGGGCGAGUUACCUCCCAAGACAGCGAAUGGAAUCGAAGCGAAAUUGAUGGCUUGUUUUGCCCUAUAUGUAUGGAGGCUUGGUCUGAUGACGGUGAUCAUUAUAUCUGUUGUCUGCCUUGUGGUCACAUAUACGGCAUGUCUUGCAUCAAGAGAUGGCUGCAGCAGCAAAAGAAGAAUGCAGGAAAGUGCCCCCACUGCAACCAACGAUGCACGCUGAAGGAUGUGAGAAAACUUUUUGCAUCAAGAGUUGUUACAGUUGAUGUGGAGUCGCAGAAGAGAAUUCGACAACUUGAGGCUACGUGUGCUGCUUUGGAGAAAAAGGAUGCAGGUUGGAAGAAAAAGGAGUGUGAAUGGAAGAACAAGGAAGCCGGGUCAGAAAGUGAAAUACAAAAGUUGCGGCAGAAAGUUAGUCAGCUUAAGGAGAGGACAAUUUAUCUGGAGCAUCUAUUAGAAGAGGUGCAGAACAGAUCGAUUGAAUCUGCUGAAGUUGGAUGGGGGUGUCAAGGAUAUUUUACAUCUGGUGGCAGUAAUGGCUUAGAACUUCAAACAGAGCGAUCAUCACGUACCUUUGAACAACAGAUGGAGUUAUUGAUGGAGGGCGCGAGAUUGUUUGAUGUGAGUGCUUCUUAUCAAAUGCUGCUCGUCUCUCGAAGGCUGCCUGGGAUGGCUGUAAGAGAUGCUCUCACCAAGAUCAGUCUGAUGAAUCCCCGUGAAGUUGAAGAUGUUCUACUUCCAUCAAAGACAAAAGCUGUCAAGGACUUGCACAUCUCCCCUUGUGAUGGUGGCCUAGUGCUUUUUGCUUCAUUAGGGAAGUCAUUGGCGGUUCUCAGUCUGGAAAGCAACAAUAUUGUUCUUGAUUAUGACCUGCCGGCAGCUGCUUGGUCAUGUUCAUGGGAUUUCCAUAGAUCUCACUACAUAUAUGCUGGAUUACAGAAUGGUACCCUGAUGGUGUUUGAUAUGCGCCAAACUGUGAAGCCCGUGGAAUCCUUGAAUGGGCUGUCAUCCAACCCUAUUCAUACAAUACAGUCCCUCUCACAGAAGAAUACUGAUGGACCUAGAUCAAUCCUAACUGCAUCUUCAAUUGGCUUGUCUCUGUGGAAUGUUGACUGUCGUGAGGAAAGGCCUACUUUGGUUCCCGAAAGUGCAGAUGAGGGUGUCUGCAUUUCUCUUGCUUGUUCUCCCAAUGGUGAUGACAUUGUUGCCACUUACCGUCCAAAGAUCGAUAUGUCUACUGAGGUGACACCAACCCAACCUUCAGCCAACCCUUCGCCUAUCUCAGGGCAAGUAACACAAGGUUCUCAUGUCCUUUUCAAAAGAUCAGCAGGAAGCAACUUUCUUCGGAAGUCCGGAUCCAUGUAUGCAAAUGUGAGCGAUAUCCGUCUCCCAAGGUCUGCGAUUGUUGGCUCGGAGAAUCAGAACCGGUUCUUUGCUUUUGGAGACGAAGCAACGAAUGAGGUGGCCUUGCAAGAGUUGCCAUCUUUCUCCACUUCUCAGAGGAACCAACUUGGUGGAUUUUCCGGAUGGCACAACGACUUUGAAAUUGUAGUGGAAGAGCUUUCCUUUGUGCAGAAUCAGAAAAGUGAAGUAGCUUUGUACAGUGAAUAUUCUUUUUUAGCAUCAAUUUCUCCCAUGGCCAAAUCCUCUUGGGAGGCUGUAACCUUAUGUUCAGAGAACUAUCUUCCUUUUGGUUUGUAUGAAUCGCGGCAAGCAACUUUAUAGUAUUCUUCCCUUGGUAUUGGUGAAAAAUACGUGGAUGAAUGUUGAGGAUGAUAUCUUUGUUUAUGUACCAAAUAUUGUGAAUA